Molecule: messenger RNA, 948 nt
Organism: Racocetra fulgida
Lineage: Eukaryota; Fungi; Glomeromycota; Glomeromycetes; Diversisporales; Gigasporaceae
Source: the annotation of a GenBank genome assembly
AUGGAUGUUAAUAUAAUCAUUGGUUUUGUCCGUUUUUUUAACGAAAAAUAUAAUUAUUUGCCCGAAUUAGAAAAUCUAAACCAAAAAAUUACAAUAGUUUACCGGAGCGAAAAGUUACAAACAAUUUUAGUUUCUCAACUGGAAAGUUACAGUCGACAAAUACCAUUGAACAUUAUUGAUUGUGGUCCGGUCGAAGAAGAAGAAAGGUCGUUGGGAUUAGCAGUGCAGAAGUUAGAUGCCAUCACAAAAAAUCUCGUAAUUUUGGACCAAACUGAACCCGAAAUUUUUGAAGAUGUAGGAGAUUUGAAUUCCGAAGCCUGCCCGCUAGAUCUGGUUCCAUUACAAGAUUUGUUAACUGAUUAUUGUCAAGAGGUUUGCGACCGGGAGCGAGCAAUAAAUAUUCUGAAAAAAAUUAGGGAAGAAAAAGCGUCCUUUAAAGUACAAAAAGAACAAUUGAAUAAUUUAACGAGUGUUUAUAAACAAUCCCGCCAAUCCUUUGAGGACAAAUUGCGAAAUUUGAAAUUUGAACUGACAACCACAAAAAAAAAAUUAAACGAGGCCGAAGAGAGAAUUAGAAAGUUGCAAGACGAUUUAAGUGACGCCCAAAACGCUUCCUUUUUGCGGGCCACAAAAGAAAAAUUUGCUAAAUUGAUUGAAGAGUAUAACCAAAAAUUCGUCAAAUUAGAAGAAGAAAAAAACUAUUUCUGGGAAAGUUUUCUAGUUAUUCAGGACAAAUUAGAAAAUUUUCGCAAAAUUAAACUGGAAGCGUUGGCUUUUCUAGUAGGAAAACCAAAAAAACGACGUUCUAGUGCUCCUGUUCCCAAAGCAACCAAAUUUUUUUCUCAACCAAUGAGAAAGAGUGCUUCGGCAACAACAACACCUCUACCCAAAAUUAAUACCGAAUACGGCAAAAUCCAAACCCCAACAGGCAUUAUUUCCGAGAAAUGA